AUGGCGGCUGCUGCAGUCCGGUCGAGCAUGGGUCUGACUUUGAGACUUUCUCGAGUUAUACCGGACUGUAGCACAUGUCCCCUCUUCAGGCUGAAGAGCUGUGUGAGCAGUGUGGGUAAUUUACAGAGGAGCGGCUCCUUUGAUAGCUUCCGGACCAUAAAUCGACACCUGCAGACGAGUAAAGGUCUUCACCACAGCGAGGAGGGGAGCUCCACUGCAGAAGACCCAGAGGAGGAUGUGGUGAACGUGGUGUAUAUAGAUCGGUCUGGCCAGAGGAUCCCAGUCAAGGCCAAAGUGGGAGAUAAUGUCCUGUAUCUGGCUCACAAGCAUGGAAUUGAUCUAGAGGGAGCCUGUGAGGCAUCACUGGCCUGCUCGACAUGUCAGGUCUAUGUGAGUGAGGACCAUUUUGACAAACUGCCAGAACCUCUUGAGAGGGAGGAUGACAUGCUGGACAUGGCGCCCAUGCUUCAGGAGAACUCUCGGCUGGGAUGCCAGAUCAUUCUCACUCCAGAGCUGGAGGGCAUGGAGCUCACUUUGCCCAAAGUCACCAGGAACUUUUACGUGGACGGCCAUGUGCCCAAACCUCACUGAGAAGAGGAGGAGAUGAUGAGAGAUGGAGGAAAAUGAAAGGGUGGCGCUACGAGCGAGACUCCAUGUGUGCUGGUUGAAAGAGGGGUCGACCACAAAGAGAUGCACGGCUAGGAUAGUAAAGUCCGUAGCAACUCCUAAAGGCUUCUUGCCAGCUGACAAAUUCCAUAGUUAACCAAUGACAGGACAGGCCUGCAGAUGACACCAGGCAGAGUCAGACACUAUAACUGAAAAUAAUGGUUACUUCCAGAAAAAAACCUGAAGAUUUAACUGACUAUGUAUUUAUAUAUGUGGAGAGCUCUCAGGCCAGCAUCAAGAUGCCAUUCAAUCUCACAAACUGUUCUUUGUUAAAAUAGACAAUUCAAGACAAUUUGUGUUUGCGUUACACAGUGCACAGCAGGUUUUAAUUAAGUUCAUCUUUGUGCCGGUUUUUUGGAACAUUCCUUGUUACAGCUCAUAUACGCACAAGUAUCAUAAAAUUAUGUUCUUAGUCAUUUCUGCCAGUCCAUCGUCACUAAUGAAAUAUUGUAUGCAUAGCAUUUACAGCAGCAUAUGCAUAGCAUUUUUAUGCACCAAGUUCAUUUGUAGGUGUUGUGAUUGCUUAUCAAGUAGUAGCCACUGACUAUAGUUAGCCUCAUGUCAUACACGUCAUACACCUCAAAAAUGUGGUCCUCUGCAUGGUGCUGAAGCCAGGCACAGGAGAAGAAGAAGCCAUAUAUUCUAAUGAAGUGUUUUUUAAGAGACGAAAGUUGCCUGAAGCUGAAAGGGUGAGCUCUCAAAGUAAAUCAGAUUUUGCACUGUUGAAACUUACAUCUUAUUCACUAUAAACAUUGUAAAACAUUCAGGUGAAUUGUGUUUCAAGUGUCAAAUGGAAAAUAACACUUUAAAGCACCUUCUGCCAGUGAUUAAGGUUUGAUUAGUGUAUGUGGUUCAGGUGUGCUUUGAGCCGGAGCAGAACAGAGGUGGAGAAGUUUUGAAGCUGCUGGGCUUCAUGUUACCAUGGAAUAAGUUUACCACAUCUACCCUUUACUUAAGUCUACUGUACUUGUCCUUAUGCACAAAUGUGAAGUCAGUUGUGUAUACCAUGUCUCAAUAUUUCAAAUAUUUAAAGU
Messenger RNA from Plectropomus leopardus (leopard coralgrouper), 1700 nucleotides. It is a transcript of the gene fdx2, whose product is annotated as ferredoxin 2. Gene Ontology annotation, biological process: P450-containing electron transport chain. Gene Ontology annotation, cellular component: mitochondrion. The record is from RefSeq and is a predicted model, not a curated record. NCBI's taxonomy places the organism in Eukaryota, Metazoa, Chordata, Actinopteri, Perciformes, Serranidae. Gene Ontology annotation, molecular function: electron transfer activity; 2 iron, 2 sulfur cluster binding.